GUAAUAGUGAUGGGAGCCACUAACCGUCCUCAGGAUCUCGACUCUGCGAUCAUGAGAAGAAUGCCGACCCGGUUUCACAUCAACCAACCUGCUCUGAAACAAAGAGAAGCAAUCUUGAAGCUAAUUUUGAAAAAUGAAAAUGUGGACAGGCAUGUAGAUCUCCUAGAGGUUGCUAAAGAGACGGACGGUUUCUCUGGCAGUGAUCUGAAAGAAAUGUGCCGGGAUGCAGCACUCCUCUGUGUCAGGGAAUAUGUUAAUUCUGCCUGUGAAGAAGAGAUCCGUGACGAAGAUGAAAUUCGGCCUGUGCAGCAGCAGGAUCUCCACAGGGCAAUUGAGAAGAUGAGAAGAUCGAAGGACGCCACGCUGCAGAAUGUUUUGAUGCACGUUAGUUUAGAUUAAGACAAAAGAGUGUGUUUGCAGUUUCUGAUGUGAUUUAGUUUGACUUCUGUAAUCAUUUAGCAAAAACAACAUCAGGGGUUGGGAGUGGGGAUGCUCCUUGAAUAAGGGAGCUCUGUUUCUGGAAUUGUUUUUAUACAACCAGUUCUUAAGUUAUUGAAAUUUUUGUCAUGCAACAAGAAGUGUAACAAUAGAUCACAAAGUUGAACAAUUAUAGCCCAGACCAAGAGCAGCUGCCUGUGUCUUGUCCCGUAAUCGAUACACUGCGGAGCCUUACAGCGGGUUCUGCCGUGGG
Antrostomus carolinensis (chuck-will's-widow) is the source of this 691-nucleotide messenger RNA. Its product is annotated as ATPase family AAA domain-containing protein 1-like. Gene Ontology annotation, molecular function: ATP binding; ATP hydrolysis activity. NCBI's taxonomy places the organism in Eukaryota, Metazoa, Chordata, Aves, Caprimulgiformes, Caprimulgidae. Gene Ontology annotation, biological process: extraction of mislocalized protein from mitochondrial outer membrane. The annotation marks the transcript as partial. Gene Ontology annotation, cellular component: mitochondrial outer membrane. The record is from RefSeq and is a predicted model, not a curated record. The transcript has 4 exons.